This is a messenger RNA of Patella vulgata (common limpet), 1597 nucleotides long. Its product is annotated as homeobox protein vab-15. The coding region runs from base 161 to 1147 and encodes 328 amino acids. The transcript is spliced from 3 exons. Gene Ontology annotation, biological process: regulation of DNA-templated transcription. Gene Ontology annotation, molecular function: DNA binding; DNA-binding transcription factor activity, RNA polymerase II-specific. NCBI's taxonomy places the organism in Eukaryota, Metazoa, Mollusca, Gastropoda, Patellidae. The record is from RefSeq and is a predicted model, not a curated record.
ACCGUCACCCGUGUAAUAUCUGGACUCGCAUCUCGCUAUUUUUGUUAUUCUGUGUUUAUAGUUUGAGUUACAUCUCGUAAGGAGUAGAAAGUGACAAGUCGUGUGUUUUAGACGAGAAAUACGUGCCUGGUUAUUCUAGGAUAUAAAAUACCAAUCUACAAUGUUACUAGAACAUACAACAUCCAGUAUUCUACCAGUGAACAUGCAGCAACUUCAGCAGAAACCCGUCAAGAAAAACGCCUUCUCUAUCGAGAAUCUGGCUAUAAGUUCCGUUAAUGAAGUAAAAACAGAAACGCCAGUCUAUCCAGUGAUUCAGACGACACCGUUGGUGAAUUAUCCUGUUCAAGAAAUUGGCCCCAGGUCCGCCAUCGUGCAAGCCUUCAUGAAACCACCUGUCAGAAUUUUUCUCGGAGAAUCAAAACCCGUGGAAUCGUCCCGACAGUGUCCGUCACCCAUCCGUUCUGAUCCAGCUACGACUCCCGGUAGAAAACGACGAUUUAGUGAUUUGGAACGUUUCAGCACAAGCACACCUAAAGAUGGAAGUAGCAUCAGUUCUAGCACGGAGUUUACUGACAGAAGUUUGAGUCCAACAUCUAAUAUUUCAGAUGAUGAUUUAGACGGAGGAAGACGAAAGAAAGCAAGAACAGCUUUUAGUAAUGAUCAGAUCCAUCAAUUAGAGAAACGGUUCCAAGAACAGAAAUAUUUAGCUGCUAGUGAAAGAACAGAACUUGCGGAAAAACUGAAAUUAUCAGAUCAACAGGUUAAAACUUGGUUCCAAAAUCGACGAAUGAAAGAAAAGCGCCAGCAGACGAAUAAAGAAGAACAGGGUCGAUUAUUCCCCUUUCCUACUGGUGGCGUUGACGUAUCUCAACUACACGCCAUGGGUCUACCUUACCCACCACCAUCAGCACUCAGAAAUUACCCACCAACAUCACUUCCUAUUUCACCAAAUACAGCCUCGCUCCCACACACCUCUACACCCAAUCAGCAAUCGAUAUUACCAGAACCGGGUCACGUGAUGAGAUCUGGUCUGUGUCCUCCUAUGAUGUCCCCGAUGAUGUUCCCUAGUUAUCCGAUGUUUGGUAUGCCCCCUGCCAUGGCACCAAGGAUGGGCCACAGACCAGCCAUGCCGUUCCCUAUGUAUUAGAUAAAACGACACAAAACUGAGAUAGAGAGAGAGUUACAGACAGAUGGAAGUGACGUUUUCCAGACUAAACCUGUUCCAUUUCACGAAAACCGCGAGGGAAUUGAGAUACAGACUUCAGAAUUCCAUUUCACGAAAACCCCGAGUGAAAUGAGAGAAAAAACUUAAAUAUAGUGUGAUUACUCCCAAUUGUGAUCUGCCAUUUUUAAACCCAUUUGUUGUCUAAAUAGUUUGACCUCCAAACAUCUUUUUUUCAAGCACGCUAGUAUAUACCGGGAUACAUUUUUAUUUGAUCAACGUUCAAUAUUCCAUACGUUUGUGAUUCUCUCUCCCAGUAACCCCUAGUGCAAUAAACUAUAUGGUGUAGACUUGAUCUAACCAGAUGCAACAAUUGGUGCUUUAUGUAUAUUAAUAUAUUUGUUAUUGGUUGUGUGUGUAUAUAUAUGUAUGUAU